AUGUUCGCGUGGUCUCGUAUAGUGGAAAUUGUUCUGUUGGGUGCAUUGUACGGGAUAAUACCUGCAGUUGCAAAUAAAAUAACCAAUUGUGAAGAAUUCGAACUCGGUGCUCGAUUCAACCCAUACGAAAUUAUGGACUCCAUGUGGAAAAUAUUUUACUCCUGGGCUAAUACAACUGAAAUCACUCCCAUAAUAUUUUCCUUGCCAGCAAAAAAUAGGGUUAAUAGACUGAAAAUAUUAGUGGAAACAGUAGAUCCUACAUUGGAUUUGGAGUGGCAUAAGAUUACUCUUAUAAUGCAGCCCCGUAAAGGUCUUACUGUGUUAUUCCUUUAUGCGACUACCCCCGGAGCGUUUCGAGCUGUCGUCAUAUUAGAACGCUAUACAAAAGGCAUGAUGUGUUGUGAAGAUCUUACUGCGUACGCCCUUGCGAGGAUCGACGAGAUACCGACCACGGAGGAAGAUUGUUUGUCUGCUGCUGCCAAGUUUAAUAUUGACUUACCCGAUGGUCAUUCUUACUUGUAUGUACACAAAUUAGCCGAUGAGCUCUAA
Molecule: messenger RNA, 549 nt
Organism: Diatraea saccharalis (sugarcane borer)
Lineage: Eukaryota; Metazoa; Arthropoda; Insecta; Lepidoptera; Crambidae
Source: the annotation of a GenBank genome assembly